CAAUCCCUUCCUCCUCUUGCCCCUCCCCCACCCCUACUUGCUUGAUCCAGCAACAAAGAACAUUGACCGCAUACUGCAGUGCUUGCUGGAGGGAAGGGGAGUUGUGCUGAAGAACAGAAACAAGACUGUUUUGUGGAUGCAGAGCACGAUGCUGACUUUUCAUCAAGAAAUAUGUACUUACUGGGGAGAAGGAAAAAAAUAUUUCUUCCAAGGAUGAGCUAAUAUAUAUCCAGUUUGUGAAAAAGCUGGCUCAAGAGUGUCCCAUUUAACUAGACAUAUGCCUAGGAAAAUACAAGACCAGAAUUCUGAUGUUUUCAGAAGACCUAUACCUGCAGAUGGACUGGCAGGAUCCAUUCAGUCAGGAAGCUAUUUAAUGCCUAGAAAUUAGGACAAGUAUGUGAGAAGUCCAGUCAAUCAAUGUGGAUUUCUUCUAUCAGAAGUCUUCACUUUUGCCUGCUAUAGACCCUUUAGAUAUUCUUCUCUGUGCCAUGCUCUGUGGCUCUCAUCACAAGAGGAAUUUGUCUUCAUGAAGAUUCUUAACAUUGGUAAUGUGAUGAAUAAAUUUGAGAUCCUUGGGGUUGUAGGUGAAGGAGCCUAUGGGGUUGUACUUAAAUGCAGACACAAGGAGACACAUGAAAUUGUGGCUAUCAAGAAAUUCAAAGAUAGUGAAGAAAAUGAGGAAGUCAAAGAAACUACUUUACGAGAGCUUAAAAUGCUUCGCACAUUGAAACAGGAAAACAUAGUGGAGCUGAAGGAAGCCUUCAGAAGAAGAGGAAAAUUAUACUUAGUGUUUGAAUAUGUGGAAAAAAAUAUGCUUGAGUUGCUAGAAGAAAUGCCAAAUGGAGUUCCACCUGAAAAAGUAAAAAGCUAUAUCUACCAGUUAAUCAAAGCAAUUAACUGGUGUCAUAAGAAUGAUAUUGUUCAUAGAGAUAUCAAACCAGAAAAUCUUUUAAUAAGCCACUCUGAUGUUCUGAAGUUAUGUGACUUUGGCUUUGCUCGGAAUCUCUCAGAAGGAAGUAAUGCAAACUAUACAGAAUAUGUGGCCACCAGGUGGUACCGUUCACCUGAACUCUUGCUUGGUGCCCCCUAUGGGAAGUCUGUUGAUAUGUGGUCUGUUGGCUGCAUUCUUGGCGAACUUAGUGAUGGGCAGCCACUGUUUCCUGGAGAAAGUGAAAUUGACCAGCUUUUUACAAUUCAGAAGGUGCUAGGACCACUUCCAUCAGAGCAGAUGAAGCUUUUCUACAGCAAUCCUCGUUUUCAUGGACUGCGGUUCCCAGCAGUCAACCAUCCUCAAUCUUUGGAAAGAAGAUACUUAGGAAUUUUAAGUGGUGUUUUGCUUGACCUUAUGAAGAACUUGCUGAAGCUGGAUCCAGCAGAUAGAUACUUGACAGAGCAAUGUUUGAACCAUCCUUCGUUUCAAACUCAGAGACUCUUGGAUCGUUGUGGAAGUUCACCUUCACGAUCAGCUAAGAGAAAACCUUACCAUGACAGCAAUACAUUGUCUAACCGAAAUCAAGCCAGCAAAAGCUCUGUUGUACAGUCACAUCACAGAUCAAAUAGCAAGGACAUGCAGACUCUAGGGGCUGGACUGCAGAGAGGAGAAGAGGUUCUUCCAGCAAAUGAAAGUUUUAUAAAUGGAAACCUUCCUGUAUCUGCACACAGUCCAAUGCAUACAAAAAAACCUAGUAACCCAGCUGGAUCUGGCAACAAGGAUCUAGCCAACAACAACAUGCCACAUCUUCUCAGUCCAAAGGAAUCAAAGGCAAAAACAGAAUUUGAUUUUAAUUUGGACCCAAAAGCGUCUGAUGGUCCAGGUACAAAAUACCUGAAGUCAAACACCAGAUCUCAACAGAACCGGCACUCAUUUAUGGAAACUUCUCAAAGCAAAACUGGCACGCUGCAGCCAAGUGAGAAACAUAGUCGCCACAGUUAUAUUGAUACCAUUCCCCAGUCUUCAAAGAGUCCUUCCUAUCGGACAAAGUCAAAGAAUCAUGGGGUUCUGACAGACUCAAAAUCUGUGGGGAAUCUUUCUGAGGCCAGAGCUCAAAUUGCAGAACCAAAUAGCAGUAGGUAUUUUCCAUCAAGCUGCUUGGACUUGAACUCUCCUACCAGUCCUACACCUCCCCGGCACAGUGACAGUAGAACUUUACUCAGUCCUUCAGGGAGAAAUAACCGAAGUGAUGGUACCCUUGAUUCCCGAAGACCAUCAACAAGACAUUCCAAAACCAUGGAAGAGUUGAAGUUGCCAGAUCACAUGGAUACAAGCCAUUCACAUUCAUUAUCUGCCCCACAUGAAUCAUUUUCAUAUGGUCUAGGUUACACAAGUCCCUUUUCCUCACAGCAGCGCCCUCAUAGACAUUCCAUGUAUGUGAGCCGAGACAGAGUGAGGUCUAAGGGCUCAGAGGGUGGCUUAAGCGUAGGGCAAGGGAUGGCAGCCAGAGCAAACAGCCUGCAACUGUUAUCUCCACAGGUGCAGCAUAGGUCACUCACACGAUCUGUUGGCUCUUCACGGGAAGACUGUACAGAAGAUGCUAAUAGGCAGAGUGAUCAGAUCCCACCAGAGAUGAAUCUAACAAGACCUGCAGUUAAAGAUUCUUCCAGAGAUGUUACAACUUCAUUUCAUUCACAUCAGAAGUCUGAGGGUGGAACGUAUCAUGAUCCGCAUCCAGAGGAUGGAGCAUCUAGUAAAGAAAAUAGACUUCUGUAUAAUGACCCUGUUCCAAGAAGAGUUGGCAGCUUUUACAGAGUUCCAUCUCCACGUCCAGAGGGUACGUUCCUUGAAAACAGUGUGUCAAAUAGAGUCAGUGCAUUACCAGCAGACAGCAGCACCGUGACAAACCACUCAAAAAGGCAAACUACCUUUGAUCCAUGGAAAAGUCCUGAAAACGUUAACAGUCAGUCAGAGCAGCUCAAGGAAAAAGAAAAACAAGGAUUUUUUAGGGCAAUUAAAAAGAAGAAGAAGAAAUCUCAAACUAUAGAACCAACCAACGGGGACAAUCCAAGCAUCAAGAAAUCCCUCUUUCCUCUUUUUAAUUCAAAGAAUCAUUUAAAGCAUAGUUCUUCUUUGAAAAAGCUUCCUGUAGUCACUCUACCCAUGAUGCCUGGCAGUGAUGGUCAGGAUCUCUUGGCAAUUCAGAAAGCCAUUCACUCUUCCAAUCUCCAGAGCGGCAGGCCGAAGGAUUGGCAUCCUGAGAAGAUGACAGAAAUCCAGACUCAGAGCCAACCUUUAAAAUCCCUUCGGAAACUGUUACAUCUCUCCUCCUCCUCAAAUCAUUCUAUCCCCUCUGAAUCCCGCUUCCAGCCCUUACCAGCUCAGCCUGCCAAAGCUUCUUUUUCUGAAGUGCGAAUUCACCCCAUAAGUCAAACUUCCAGUAGCAGCAGCAGCAGCAAUGUGCGACAGGAGGCCCAAUCAAAAGGCAGACCGACACUUCAGAUACCAAGCCAGAUAGAACCAAGUUGGCAUGUCUCACCAGUGAACAGGAGUGCUAGUGACGGGACUUCGUACUCUGAUCAACUGCCUUCCAAGAGCGGACAGAAUGGGCCCACGUAUAGCCGAACAAACCGAUCCCGAAUGCCAAAUCUGAAUGAUUUAAAAGAGACGGCCUUGUAAUGGUACUCCAGAUGGUACCCCAGUUACCACAGGAAUUGGAGUGGAGAGUAUGGCGGUGGUGCCAGUGACAGUAAGACUGUAUUUUCCGCUUUUAUAAAAGUGUGCAAUAUGUACCUGUGGGGCUAUACUGUUGGCACCACACUGACAGUCAGGGAUCACACAGUAAAACAAGAUGAAUUAUUAAUUACCAGUCAUCAGAAAUCUCAUUGGAUGAUAGAGUGUGCAGUUCAGGGAGAAGAAAUGUGCUGCCAUUUUCUCUCAUUUACAUUCCAGCUCAGUGCACAUCUCUGAAAGCUGGGAGAGUUUGAGUAUAUACUGGCACUUCAAGGGGUGAGAAAUUAGUGUCUAGACCUAUGCCCUUACUACAUAUUUUACUGCCUAGUUAAAACAGUGGGGUUUAUGUGGUACAAGUAUCCCUGUGAAGGGUUGGAGUUGAAUUGUAUGUCUUAAUUUUGUUUUUUAAACUUCCAUAUUUGAUAGGAUUUGUAAUAUUUAUUUAUGAUGAACUAAUAUUGUACUGUUAUAAUCACAUCUUAUGUUACAAUGUAAAGUUAUUUUGAGCUGUUUGAAACAUUGUGAAGCAGUGCAACAGCUACCGUAGUUUCUAUAAAAACUAACAGUAACAUUUAUAUAUUGCAUCAGGAGUAUUUUAUUCUAUAUAUAAAUACAUGUGUGUGUAUAUAUAUAUAUACAUAUAUAUAUAUAUAUAAAAAUAAAUGGAAAAUAACUGUCUGUUUUUUUAAAAUAUACUCAUUUAAAAGAAAAGUAUUGUUAUGACACUAUCUGCCAUAUUUUUAUACAUUUGUGAUAUAAAGUGCAGUAUUAUACUUCUAAUAAAAGGGAGUUGAAUGUGGAUAUAAGUGUGACUGUAACAGUAUGAAUCUUGCUCAGCUAUUAGAGCGCAGUACUAUAGGCAUUACUAUUGGUAGCCACCGAAAGUGUAAUAUUUAGUUCAAAACUUUGUAUUGGCUGUUUUUUGGAGGUAACGGCUGAAUGUAAUAGACUACGGAUCUGUGCAGUAAUCUGAAUGUGGUAUAUUCUCCCCUACAUGUGCACUUAGCUUUCCCAUUAGUGUGAAUGGGAGUUGUGCAUCUGCAUCAAAAGAACAGAAAUCUUGGUAUCACUUAUCUUUCUGUAAAGGCAGAAAGUGCCUCUUUGCCACAGGCUGAAGCAGAUGCUCUUCCACUUCAAUAAUAGGGGUGAAGACCAAAGAAAUAUAGCGUGAGUUGCAAGUGACAUACAAAAGUAGUGACAUACAUAGCAUUACACUGCAAAUCAUGUUAUAAGCUUUUAUGCAUAUAUAUAUAUAUGUAUUUUACACUUCAUUUAAAAGUCUAUCUAGAAAGAUAAAUCUUGUAUUAAAAUUUAAAAUGCUCUUGCACUUUUUUCUUCCUGUUUCAGGAUAUACUGAAAACUACUAAAAUAAUGAUAUUCAAAUAGAGGUGGAAAUGGUGCCAGACAACUUAAUUUCUCCCUAAAGCUUGCUAUCAGAAUAUUCCCAUUCACAGUCAGUUUCCAGUUUCUACAGAAUAUUAGAUGUGAGAUUUCUGUCUCCUGUAGAAUAUUAUGAAAAGCAAAAAGAUUGCCUUUAAAACCAUGGAUUUUUUUAAGUGUAGCAAAUGCAGGGCCUGAUUUCCCUCUCACAGUAGCAUAAAUCAGGAGUAAGUCCACUGAAAAAGUAAAAAAAAAUUACACUAGAGUAAAUUUGGUGUAGGUGAGAGGAGCAUCAGGCUGUAGUGUCAGAACAAUACAUUUUUUCUCAUGUUUAAACUCACUUGUCCAACUUUCCUAUUAGUCUACAAUGUAGCUCACUUUUCUGCCUGUUAUCCACAUAAUGUAUAUUAAUUGUACUUAAAGAUAUUCUCUCCUUUCCAAAAAGAAGUGAACCUAAGCAUGAAUGUCAUAAUUCAGCCACUGAUAUAAAUGCAAAAAUAGCCAUCUAGGAACAUUUGGAGUUCCAAUUUCAUUUAAUAGUGCGAAAGGAGGGAGCAUUAAACACAAUUGACACCAAUAUUUGCAAAUCUGGCUCUUAGGAGACAGUAUGACGUGUUGUUUCAGGUUUGCACAGUACAAGAAAAAUGGUAACAAGUUUAACAAGCUACAAAGCAAAAAUUCUUGAUUUCUUAGCUGCCUGAAAGAAAUGUGCAUGUGUUUUUUCCCCCAGAUUUUAAUAUGAUAUAUGUAAUAUAUAAACACUAUAUAUUAUAUAUAAUAUUCAUGUGGUGGGUGUGAAAGGAUGCUUUUAAUGUCAUUUAUAAGCUCAGUAGACAAAAAUGCAGUUUCUAAUUUGAGAGUGGGGCUCUAAGCAGUAUUGUAUGUCUGUCUGUAAGAUUGGUAGUGUCCAGGGUUGGCUCUUUAGUCCGAUAAUAAUUUCUUUUUUCAUUAAAUAAUACAUCGCUUUCAUUUUGCCUCUAAAAGGCUCCUUACCUUGUUGGUAAGGCCUUCACACUUGUAUAAUCACAUUGGGCCAUUAGGCAGAUUUAUAGGAAGAAAUAGAAGCCUCGAGUGGAUUUCCUCUCAGCAUGCAAUAAGCUAAAUCAGAGAGAUUACUGUGUCCUGUCAGUCUUUUAAAAUACUUAUUGCAGCUUUGAGUAUGAUUCAAAAAACAUACAGAUUAUUGAGAGGUCCAAAUGUGUGAGAGCUCUCUAUCCUGUACUGCCGUUUCCUCCGUAGAAAUAUCUACAAACCUUGAUAAAUUAAGACAUCAGCAAACUGUGUUGAAUGUAUGUAAUUCUCUUCCUUCUGGUUUGAAAGAAAGUGAAUUUGUCACUUUGCAAACUGGUAUUGGUAUAAAUGUUCCUAUAUUUUUAACUUGGGCCUAAAUUUCCAACAGUUGGUGUAUUGCGAAUACAAUUUGGCUAAGGCUCCCAAAGGAAUCUUGUCAGGAUAACUCAGAUUUGCUAGCUCUAGAGUAGAGAAAAGCUUAUUAUAGCACAAGUGAUUUUUCAAGUAUGAGCUUUGUUUUUUGCCGAGAUUACUGGUCUCUAGGUCUAACUUUGUUAUAUAUUUAGUGAAUUUACUAAGAAUAAAGUAGCUAAAUUAGGGUUUAAGUUUCCUUUUCCUUGCCAAUUUGUUUUGCCUUAUGAUGGUGUUACUAAUGAGAACAUAAAAGAAACAAGCUCACAGGAAUUAAUUAGGAUCAUUUAUACAACUCAUGCUGUCUAAACUUGCCUCUGAGUUUGGCUCUUGUAAACUGAAAAAUAGGCACUUUGACCUCUUUUUAAUUAAAAUUUAAACAUUAACUUCAAACAAGCUUUUCACAUCUAUUAUGAAAAUUUGCUAACAUAAGUGCACAGAUUUUUUUUUUGUCCUUUUGACCAUAAUGAAAAAAUUAAUUAUAUAGUACUCACCUUUGUGGGAGGAGGGAAGUAUAUAUUCAGAGCAAAUGGAAUUUUGCUCCACCAGCACACUCAAAGGUUCUCUGGAGAGCACCAUCACUGUUCCGAGUGCUAGCAGAGGUUAUGGUGGGAGAAGAACAGUGAGUAGCACUCCCUGCUUCAGAAAGUCAACCUGCAACUCUAAAAAUGUUCUAAACCACAGAGCUCGGGACCAACAUUAAACUCUGAUUCCUGUUGCCAGAUCAGACCCAGACUUAAAAACUGGAUGUAUGGGUGCUAAAGUCUCUGCAUUUUAAUGCAUGAUUAUAGACCACCAUUCUCUUAGAUCAAUGUAAAGACAGGCAUCAGAUCGAUUCAUCCUCAGAUAACGUGCAGAACUGUUGCCUUCCUUUCUCACACAGGUUUCUGGAAAGAAAGGUGGGUUAUGCUUUGAAGAGGAGGACUGGUGGUAUUGCAGAGGCUGGAGACUUUUUGGCCGCUAUUUGGUGGUUCAGAUGGGUCCCUAUGAAAGAUCAUCUGAUCAUAGAAGUUUGAAAAGCCACAAAAUAAUGACUAGAUUUUUAUUUUCCUCACAAGUUCUUACAAGUGUGAGUUUAUUACAUUGUAGUGGUCAUCCUUAAAACUUUGCUGCUUGUCCUAAAUAAUCUACAGUAUUUAGGCAUUGCUUAUAAUUGGAGCAAUGGAACUUAACUAAUGUUGGAGAUGUUAUUGCUUAUCUAAAGUAAAAUUGGCUAUCUUUUAAGGGUGAUCACGAGAUAGCAAGUCAAUUGGGCUCCUAUUCUGGUUGCAGUUGUUCAUGGUCCUAAAACAAUUUGGAUGUCAGGUUUUAAAUUUUUGUACGUCAAAUGAAUAAUAUAGAAUUCUAACUGUGUGUGAGAGAGUAGAGCUAUGAGAAACAUGACUCCCAGUAAGUCAGUCCCACAAGAAAUAUUCUGAAUAGCCAUAAUGAUGUUUUGCAAUAUUUGUGUAGGUUGUGAACAUUCAUUUUAACUUCUUCAUUGUCUCUUGGCAGACUGCAUACAUCCAAAAAGGGGACCACUCUGUCUGUCACACAGCUUUGCUGUUGUAGAGUUGAUGUAAAUAGGCCUAGUGUGUACAGUGAAGGGAGUAUGACAGGAGAUGUUAAGAAAGGUAAAGUGCCGUAUUUAACCAUUUCUAAAAUAUCCUUCAGUCAGGAUACUAGUGUCGGUACAGGUGCCUUUCCCCCUUACAAUUUCCUUUGUCUGUCUCUGUCAUAAUGUUGACCACUUCAUAAAUUGCGGUUUGCAGUGAAUGAGGAGAAAAGCCAUUUAACAACUGCUAGCCUUUGGGAUAUUUAAGGAGCAAUUUUCCAGUAAAGGAGUAUUGUUGCAUAAAGUCUUGUUGUGUCAGAUGUUGUGAGAACUGCAAAGAUUUUCUCUGACCAAACAUCAGCCAAAUCACAAGCAAAAUUUUUGGGGGAAGACUAUCUAUAAAUGGAAAAUCUUUAGCUGAGUGGCCUGCGUUAACCCCCCCUGUAUGUAUAAGAUAGAAAUUUGAUAAAUUUAGGUUAUAGUUUACCUGCACUUAGUUCCACAUGGCUGUUGUUCAUGAUCAAGGGUAUCUUGUGUUCAGUCAGUUGGUUGCAUCAAGAGGACCUAACCUAAUACGCACAAGAUUGGUUGUAAGAUCAGCCAUCUUUGUGUUGUCCAUUUGGAUGCUCUCCCUCCAUUAAUUCAAUAUACUGUGUUCAAUCCCAACCCUUCUGAAUGUAAUUCAAAACAUGUAGCCAGACGAAUGUGACUUUUGGUGUGUCAGCCCAGGAGACCAAAUAUGGAGUUGAUGGCUUAACAGGCUUAAGAGAUCAGGGAAGUAGCUCUGGACCUUUCCUGUCCUCCCUACAAAUUGAUCUACCUCCUCUCUCUUGCAGAAUGUGGUCACGGUUUGCUUAGUUAGCCCUCAGUUUACCAUUGACUUUUAGCAUGUAGUUUUUACAGAAAAAUAUCCAUAAAUUAUUCCAUUUUACACUUUAGCAUAGGAGAGUUAUGUGGUUUUAGGCGCCUAAUAACAGAGCUUCAGUAAGCCUUCAUCUGGACAUGCUUCUAAAACCCUCUAAGCCAGAUCAGCUCCUCUAAUAAAAUCUUGUCACCUUGCACUGCCUUUCAGUCUUCCCUUAGUGCUCUCCGUUUAUUUCCAUGUAGUUUUCAAAUAUUGAAGUUGCCUUGUUCUUUGCUAUUGCUCUAGUGCAGAUUAUCAGGGAGAUAGAGGCCUUAUCUAUUACUCCACCCUGGUUUGCUGUUCUACACAGAGACAGCUAUCCUUAGACUUGCUCAGGAUUUUCUUCAGUUUAGUUUUUCACUUCAUCUGAGGAAGAAAUCUUCUCAGUCCCAGUUACCUCUGCCCAACUACAAAAAAACCCCAUCCCUAUUAUGUGUUAGAAUACAAUAGAACAAGCACCCAGACUAAGCUUUUACAGGGCCUUGUUUGUCUAGGUCCAGUCUGAGGAAAACCUCAGAAAUAGAGGGUGGCAUCAAAAAUGUACAGGUCUGGGAAUGGCAGCUCACAGUAACUGAUUAAUUAAAUCUCAGUUGCCAAAGUAUGUCCACAGCACAAAAUAUGAAUUUCUGCAAAUCUAUUGCAGCUGAAGUUUUUGGUAUAAUCACUUGAGAUAGUCUGCCAUCUGAUUUAUAGCAAGGUUUAGUAAAAGAAGCCUGAAGCAUAGGUUGUGUUCUCAGCUUUCUGUCUCCCCCAGCAAGGUAUUUUAGUAGUCCUAUUUUAGGUGCACCAUAUGAAAGGACAUGUCUCAUUAAAAGGAGUAAUUUCUAACCUAUAAAUUUGGAUUAUGUGGAAUAAUGAUCAUGAACCGAAAUCCUCCCUGAAAGUGUAAUGUUAUAGGAAAUUCCAUUGAAGCAUUUGUAAAUCAGGUUAAUCCAUGAAGAAAAUCAUUCAGAACUGCUUAGAUCUCCACUGUCAAAUAUUAAAUUGUGUGGUUUCAAAGGAAAUGGCAUGGCCAAAGAACAAAGCUUUGAGAACUUGAUAAUAUUUUUCACCACCUUGCAGAAAGGGCUAUACUAAAAGUAUAAGAGAUUGUGGAGGUAGUUUUUCCAAACUUCCAAAUUUAUUGGUAAAGAAUUACCCACUUCGAUUAGCAGCUAUUAGAUAUUCUAAAACGCACAAACUUUUAAACCUACCAUACUUUCUGUUGUGGAAGGGAUGUGAUGUGGUGUUAAACUUUUUAAUUCUUGAAUACAACUGAUUUUAAAAUGUGCUGGCUAUUUAAAGAAGACUUCACACAAGUUAAUAAACCAUGUGUAAAGUGUUUAUAUACAGCUCUUUGUAUCAUGUUGUUGGUACAUCGUAUCUAUUAUUUUUGGGCAUGUAUUCCAUUCUUAACUUAUGUACAAUUUCUAUUGUUGCUGUAAAUAUUAUAAAAGAGAAAACUAUCUUGUGGUAACCUUAAUUAUCAGCAUGGAAAUGGUUAAUUUUUACUGAGCACAAUGUAUUUUUGACUGGGCCUUCCAAACUCUGUCUUUAAUAAAAUGCAGGUUUUGCACUAGAAAA
Messenger RNA from Pelodiscus sinensis (Chinese soft-shelled turtle), 10467 nucleotides. Lineage: Eukaryota; Metazoa; Chordata; Testudines; Trionychidae. The record is from RefSeq and is a predicted model, not a curated record.